Ostrinia furnacalis (Asian corn borer) is the source of this 4935-nucleotide messenger RNA. RefSeq lists its product as uncharacterized. Lineage: Eukaryota; Metazoa; Arthropoda; Insecta; Lepidoptera; Crambidae. The transcript has 3 exons. The record is from RefSeq and is a predicted model, not a curated record. Gene Ontology annotation, molecular function: nucleic acid binding. Bases 3123 to 4589 code for a protein of 488 amino acids.
ACAUCCCGAAAUCGCCGUAAGAACUGCCGAAGCAGCUACCUCAGCAAGUGCUAACGUUUCGGAAGAAAACAUUAGAAAGUGGUUCAAACAAAUAGAAAAUACACUUACUGAUGAAGAGCUUAAAAUCCUUGAUGAUCCAAAUAGAAUGUUCAAUGGAGACGAGACAGGCUUCCAACUCUGUCCUAAAAAUGGUAAAGUUUUGGCGGAAAAAGGGUCCAGAGAUGUCUACGAAAUAGAUAUGGCAGCAGCAAAGUCAAAUAUAACUGUCAUGUUCACUUUUUCAGCAAAUGGGUCAGUUACACCACCUUUGGUAAUAUACCCACUGAAGCGGAUGCGUGCAGAUAUAAGAGAUUCUGUUCCUCCACAUUGGGGAAUAUCACUGUCAGAGACCGGGUGGAUGACAAAGGAAUUUUUUUUCCAAUAUGUGACGAACAUUUUACACCCUUACCUUGUGAGUAACAAUGUUGAAUUCCCCGUGAUUUUGUUCGUCGAUGGCCAUAAAAGCCAUAUAAACUAUGAACUGAGUCAGAAAUGCAAAGAAUUGGGUAUAGUAUUAGUUGCGCUGUACCCAAAUGCAACUAGAAUACUGCAACCAGCUGACGUGUCAGCAUUUAAACCCAUAAAAAAUGGAUGGCGGAAAGCUGUGCUCGAAUGGCGACAAAACAACGUUUCUAAGCAACUUACUAAAGUAGACUUCGGCGGGGUCCUCACCACUGUAGUGGAAAAGUAUAUAAAGAAGGAAGUUUAGUGAUCGUAAAUGGGUUUCGGGCUUGCGGAUUACAUCCUUGGAAUCCUAACGCCAUAAGCUAUGCUAAAUGUCUUGGGAAACAAAAACAGACUGAGCCUUCUUAAAGUAAGAGUAACCAUGCGAUAGGCCUAAAUUGGAGAUUGUUUUAUUAUUUUUACUUUGGUAAGAAAAUUGAAAAUAUAAUUUAACUACCUUAAUUGAAAAAGCAACAUUUUUAUUUUAUUAUUCGUUUCCCAUCACUAUUGCCCAUUCCACUACAUUCAUUGGCACACCACGUGUGCAAUGAUUGGCCCGGUCAUUCUUCAGGUAGCUAGGUCAAUGGACUAUGCUCGAGGGGGCCAAUAAUACUACUUUUGGGUGUUUUUUACUUAAAUUGAGUGAAAAUAUAUAUUAACACAAAGGUGUAGAUCCAAAUCGUGUUCAAAUUGUUCUAAAUUCCUUUAGGAAUGGUACUACAUAAUUCAGCAGUCAAUUUUAUGUCAAUAUUCAGAGUAACAUGAGUUCAAAGUGAGAACUUUGCUUAAAGGGCCAAUCAUUGUACCGGUUACCCUACAUACCUGCAUGUGUAACAGCCCAAGGAAACACAAUUCAGGCACGAGGCAAAUUAGUAAGUCAAUUACUAAACACCAGGCGCAAAUACCAAAAACUUGGAGUGCUUGACAAAAGGGUGCCAAGUCCUCGUUCUUCUCACUCACAAGGAAAUGCAACAACUUCUGAGCCCAUCUGUUUAGAAGAUGAAACAAGAAUUCUAGAAAGUCUAACGUGGCUGAAACACAGUUCAUCACCUUGGUCUUUAGUACUGUCAAAAUGGAAUGAAACCUUCGAAAGUAGAAAAAUUAAAGACCCUGAAGGUUCUAUUGAGGAAUACAUUAAGACAUAUCCUGCUCUACAAAAGCCUGAAGGCUAUAUUUUGUGUACAUGGAUUGGAUUGAAUAAAGCACAGUUCAAUCAAAUGUUCACUGAAGUCCCUCAGUUAUUGGAUAUACCAAAAGCAACCGUAGCUUUAGCGGCUUACCUAAUGAAACUCAGAACCGGUGACUCCAAUGAAAGGUUGGCAACUUUGUUAAAACUUUCUAGGCGAACCCUAGAAAAGUGGCUGCACCAAGUAAGAGAUCUUCUCACAGAAAAUUUUGUGCCAAGAAAUCGAGGCCUCAAUCACAUAAAUAGGCAGCAAUUGGUAGAAAGAAACCUUUCAAUACCUCAAUCAUUGUCAUCUUUGAUGGAACAUAUUGAGAGUUCCAACUAUAUGUAUAAAAAAAUCUUACAGUAUGCAUAUGUAUAUAUAGAAACUUAAUGAAACCAUUCCUUAUGGUCUGUACUGAUGGACAUAUAAUUGAUGUUUUGGGUCCGGGUAUAUCCAGCCACAACAUCGGAUGCCGAUAUUAUGAAAAAUGAAUUUUCAAAUGAACAAAACCAUUAAGGUAGAUGCACCUAUUGUGAACGCGGACCAAUUAUGUACAUUUUUUGAAAUUACCUCCAUAAUUAAGAAAUCGGCAAAUUAUUUUUUUCGUAUGGCAACUUUAUUCAGUUCUACCAACAUACUAGAUGACAAUAUGUAAACCAUUUUUGAGAGCCAUCAGCCAUUUCGUUUCCGAUCAUUGCAAUUUCUUACUCGCCCGUUCAUCGCUAGCAAAAAUCUGGAUUUACUAUAAGGAUCGCGAUGCAAGUGAGUAUAUUUAUUGUUUUUUUUUUUUAUGCCAGGUUUAAUUUUGCUGUUAAAUAUCGCAUUCUUUAUUGAAUUGAAUUGUUAAUAGAUUUAAUUAUACAUUCUAACCUAAACCUUCUUAAUAAUUUCAACCAAAAUUUAUUGCUGUUCAAAAUUGGAUAUUUUUUUAAACCUGUACCUAAAUAUGGACAAAAUGUCCAUGAAGGGCAUUUAUCAAACUUUUUUUUUAAGUCUUAAAUUUCCCAACUUGUUUACCAUUAACUUAUUUUUUUAGUCAGCUGUAAAUUAUGUCUCUUUCCAAUUAUGUACAUAAUGUCCAUAAUUAGGUGUCCAAAAUUGGUUCAAUGAAAUUAACAAAGAAACAAAUUUUGUUUGACUGUAGAUAUGGCAUCUAGAAAUCAAUAUACGAAAGAACAAAAAUGGCCAAAGCCAUCGAAGAAGUAAGAAAAGGAGAGAAAAUAUCUACUGCUGCCACAAGAUACGGAGUACAGGUCGCGUCAUGUAAAAAGAGCGCUGGUGGUCAAGCUGCGCAUUAAGCGAUUUAUCGGUCGAUUUGGUGGUAUGAGGUGCGGCGCGGGGCGGGCGGGUCUCGCUUCGCAUGCAUGCCGGUGGGCUAUUGGUUCGUCAGUCGACCUUUGAUUUCGAAGCUGUGUCCACGUCACAAUCGUUCUCAAAAUACCAUCGUGCACAAAAGUUUUUGAUUACGAAAUGGUUUUACACAGAAAAGUGAGAAAAAUGAUUUACGACGUAUAUUGUUUUAUGAAGAGAGAGGCUGAUAAUAAAGCAGUUGAUAAUUUAAAACAAUGCAUGAAACGGACCGCAGAGGCAACAAAAUGUUCCGUGAUUACAGUGAGACGAAUUGUAAAAGAAUCAAAAUCUUCAGAAUUUCUUACUGUCUUUAGAACUCCCGGCAAAAAUAAAAGAAACAAACAAAAACCAAUAACAGGCAUUGAUAGCUUUGAUCAGGGUGUUAUAAAAAGAAUCAUCCAUAAUUUCCACAUCACUGAAAAAGAAUUGCCUACCAUAGGCAAGUUGCGAAGGAAGUUACAGGAUGACCUACAUUUUCAAGGAUCUGCAGCAAGUCUCAGGCGAAUAAUAAAAAAUUUGGGGUUUAAAUGGAAAGCAACAGAAACGAAUAGGAAAAUUUUAAUUGAGCAGUCACAAAUUCGAUUUCAAAGAAUUGAAUAUCUGAGAAAGAUCAAAAAAUAUAGAGAGGAAGGAAGACCUAUCAUUUACACUGAUGAAUCUUAUGUCGACAGUUCCCAUGCAUCUCACCAUUCUUGGACAGACGGUCCCACCAAAGGCAUUAAAAAACCAAUAUCUAAAGGUAGCCGAUUGGUCAUAGAGCACGCGGGUGGUGAAGCAGGUUUUGUGCCGAAUGCUUUGCUGACAUUCAAAGCCGGUACAAAAAGCGGCGACUACCACGACAACAUGAAUUCAGAGAAUUACGAGCGAUGGCUCCGUACUAAACUGAUGCCGAAUUUACCGCCGCCUAAUUCAGUCGUGGUAGUCGACAAUGCAUCGUACCACAACAAACAACUUGAUGCUGCACCAGCGUCCAAUACAAAGAAAGCAGAUAUGCAAACCUGGCUCAGUCAAAAAGGAAUUGAAUAUGAAGAAUACAUGUUAAAGCCGGAGUUGUACAACUUAAUAAAGAAAUAUAAAGAGCAAUUUAAGAAAUUUAGUAUUGAUGAGAUAUUGAACGAAGCAGGCCAUUCUGUACUUCGUUUGCCUCCAUAUCAUCCGGACUUAAAUCCAAUUGAAAUGGCCUGGUCCCAAAUAAAGGGAUAUGUCGCCAGCAAAAAUGUAAGUUGGAACCUUACACGGAUAACUGACCUGGUUAACGAAAAAGUAAAUUUAAUGGGCGCAACAGAAUGGGGGAAAUUAUGCACAAAGGUAAAGGAAAUCGAGGCCGACUAUUCUAAAAGCGAUCAUGUGGUCGACAUCAUGACAGAAACAUUUAUUAUUCGCGUAGGGGAUGAUGAUUCUGACUCAAAUAAUGAUGAAAGUUUAAGUGAUGAUAGCGACGACGAUGAAAUGGCCACCUCUAGCACCAACACCGCGUCCUCAUCUGGUUUUCACGUCACCUACAACGUCUUAAUGGAAGGAGUUUCAAUAUUACCAUUUUGUAGUGUUUGGUGUAUGAGUGAAAGACUAUAUUGUGAAGCGACUUGAGUUUAUUCAGUAUUAUGAAAUACAUUACAUUCAGUACAACCAAUGUAAGACGACGACCAAAGACCAAAGACAAUGGAGCAUGACGCCAUCUUAAGAGAUAGUGUUGUGCGUAACACUAGUGAUGUGACUAUUCUCAUAACAUCCUCCUUAUUAGAAAAAAGUAAAAUAUUUUAAUUUUACAGAUUGAUACAGUUUUACAGACUUGACUACUAUUACAACUUUUAUUUAUUAUUAUUAAAGACUUGACAAAUAACAUAAGACUUGUUUAUGUAAUACAAAAUAUGACAAUUUGUUGGAAUAAAAUAUAAGUAUUAUACUCUUUAAAUAGACUUAAACAGACACUCUA